This is a messenger RNA of Achroia grisella, 2209 nucleotides long. It is a transcript of the gene Larp7, whose product is annotated as la-related protein 7. Gene Ontology annotation, cellular component: nucleus. Gene Ontology annotation, biological process: RNA processing. Lineage: Eukaryota; Metazoa; Arthropoda; Insecta; Lepidoptera; Pyralidae. The transcript has 9 exons. Bases 113 to 1660 code for a protein of 515 amino acids. Gene Ontology annotation, molecular function: mRNA binding. The record is from RefSeq and is a predicted model, not a curated record.
UGUCAAUGUAAAACAUUUCAUUUUUUGCGGCGGCAAUGAGAUAAAAUAACAGAAAUAAACAUUUUUAUUUUGCAUAUAAAUAAAGGUUAGAAGUUAUUUGUUUACAAUCACAAUGUCGGACUUAGAAGUUGCAAAAGUAACCGGCGACACUGGUGAGACCAAACUCGAUACCAGUCCUAGAAAACGAGUACGGCAUCGCAAGAAACAAUUAUAUGAGAACAUAUUAAAGCAAAUGGAAUUUUACUUCAGUGACGCAAACAUAGCUAAGGAUAGAUUUUUAGGAGAACUUGUAAAAACUGACCCUUACGUGCCGGUUGAAGUUUUCCUUAAGUUUAACAAAAUUCGAUCAAUGACACAAGAUAUGAAUGAUAUAGUGAAGGCAAUGAAACAUUCCACUUUGCUUGAAUUGUCUGAUGACAAAACAAAGGUUAAAAGACAAACACCAUUUCUUCCAUAUGACGCAGACCAGAGAACAGUGUAUGUGGAGUCUAUACCAGUCACGGCAAGCAGGGAGUGGUUGCAAAGAGUAUUUUCUGAAUAUGGACAUGUAGCCUAUAUCUCAUUGCCAAAAUUCAAAAACUCUCAAAGAAUUAAGGGUUAUGGCUUUAUAGAAUUUGAUAAGCCAGAAGAUGCACAAAAGUGUAUCCAUGCAUUCACCAAGAUGGGGUGCAAACUACCCACAUACAUGCCUCCUGAGGAACUAUCAUCCAUUAAGAUGUUUUCGAUGGAGGAACCUAUAGAUAUUGGGUCUGAUAAUAAAGAUGAAAAGGGAGAUGGUGAACCACCAAAGAAGAAAAGUAAGAAGAAUAAGGACAAAAAGCUCCAAAAGAGUUUGGAACAGGAGUCUGAUAGUGAAAAAACAGUGGUAACUCCUAGUGAUGAAAAUAAGAGUAUUUUGACACCAACUGAAAGCAAGCCAGUAGAUAGUGAUUGUAAAGAUGAGUUGAUAAGUCACGAUGAAAGUAAAGAUGAAAAUCAGUCUAUAAAUAAGUUGAGAAAACGGACAGCUGGAGAAAGUAAAGGGAAAAACAACUCAAACAAAAAUGAAGCACCCAAGGGUGCAUUAUGGGGACUGCAAGUUCUCUCGAAGUCAGAGUGGAAAUCUCUAAGGAAUAAAUAUUUGAAUCUACAGAGGAAGUAUAUGAAGGAAAUGAAGGCCAAUCUGCAAAAUAAACGACACUUUUACUCCAGCAUUCCAGCGCCAGCGGCUUCUUCUGUGGGCGCAGAGCCAGUUAAUAACACAGUGGAGACUGAUACCAAAAAUAUAGUGCCAUUCGAAAGAAUACCAGGUGUCUUCGUUAAGGAAGUUCUCACCGAGCCAUGUUUAGACGUUAGACUCACUAAAAGAACAAUUAGAAGCAACAUUCAUGCUAUGCACGUGGAUGCCAAAGAAGGACAAUCGGAAGUCAUAAUCCGAUUCGAUUCUGCAAAAGCUGCAGACGAGUACUGCGCCAACUCAAGUAAUCACGCGCGAACGCUCUCCGGCUCAGAGGAAGAGGAGCAAUGGUUGCGAGCGGAAAGUAAUCGUGCGAGUAAGCGGCCGCGCGGUAAAUCGCGGCUUGUCGCACGACAUUCUGCGCUCGUCGCCGCCGACACCGGGCCCGCAUCGCCCGCGUCGCCGCAGCCCACGCAUACACAUAUACGGUUCGAUGAUGAAUAAACUACACCCAUUGCGUGCGCAAUUCUAAGGCUUGCCACAUAUUUCUGUUAAGAGUUCUGCAAUAUCCCAUUUAUAUAAUGUAUACAUUUCUUAACAAUCUUGAAAGUUUAAAACAAACUGGACUGUAGAUCAUUAAUGAUAUCACAGGAAUGACAAUGUUUGUGUUCUUUUUGGUAAUCAAUGGGUUUGUAUUGCUAAAUAUGCUAGUUACAAUAGAAGUGUCAUUCUUCAACGUUCAAAUAUAUUCAAUUGUCACUUGCGUCUUGUCAUCCAUGACUAGACUACAGCAAAAACGCGGCACUCCUGCGAAUAGAUAUCCGAAGAGUAUACAUGCUACCGGUUACCCGCGAAUUCAUCUGUUUUUUUUUUAUAUUAAAUAUAGUCUAGUCAACGACACCUUGUCUUCAUGUCAAGUUUUUUUUUUUUCGAAAUAUAAUCAUGAAAAAUAGACAAACAGACAGCAACAACACUUUCACAUUUAUAAUAUUAAAAUAUAGGGGGAUAUCUACUGUUACCAAUUCUACAGUAAUAUACAUAUGGGCCGUAUGC